Messenger RNA from Gryllus bimaculatus (two-spotted cricket), 1853 nucleotides. NCBI's taxonomy places the organism in Eukaryota, Metazoa, Arthropoda, Insecta, Orthoptera, Gryllidae. The record is from the annotation of a GenBank genome assembly.
CCCGACUCCCCGAUUGCGACUUCCAGCGCACUUACUGGUCGCCUGAGCGAGCACCCGGAGUUCACCGUGGCCCUCCUGGAGGCCGGAGGCCCCGAGCCGACCGCCACCCAGAUCCCCGGCACGUACUUCAGCUACCUCAAGUCCGACAUCGACUGGAACUACCCCCUGGAGCCCCAGACCAACGCAUUCCUUGGCGCUGCUGACGGUCGCGGGUACUGGCCCCGCGGGAAGGUGAUGGGCGGCACGGGCGUGCUGCACGGGAUGAUGUACAUGCGCGGGAACAAGUGGGACUACGACAACUGGGCCGCUCUCGGCAACGAGGGCUGGAGCUUCGACGAAGUGCUGCCGUACUUCAAGAAGUCCGAGGACAACCGCCAGAUCGGCACCUACGCCGAGGCCGACUACCACGGCACGGGCGGCCCCGUCACCAUCGAGCAAUUCCACGACCACCCCCCGCUCGCCGACUACAUCCUGGCCGGCGCCAAGGAGCUGGGUUACCGCGCGCUCGUCGACCUGGCCGGCCACAACCAGACCGGCUUCACCCUCGCCCAGUCCACCACCCGCGACGGCGCUCGCCUCAGCCUGUCCAAGGCCUUCCUGCACUCCGCCGUCUACCGCUCCAACCUCAAGAUCAGCCAGCACUCGCUGGCCACCAAGAUCCUCGUCGACCCGGCCACCAAGCGCGCCACGGGCGUGCAGUACGAGCGCGACGGUGUGCUUCACAACGUGUACGCGCGCAAGGAGGUGAUCGUGAGCGCGGGCGCCGUCGCCUCCCCGCAGCUGCUUCUGCUCUCCGGCAUCGGCCCCAAGGCCGACCUCGAGGCCUUGGGCAUCGCCGUGCUGGCCGACCUGCCCGUGGGCGAGAACCUGCUCAACCACGUCUCCUUCACCCUCAAGUUCCGCAUCUUCAGCGAGAUCGCUCACGAGACGCUCAGCAACAGCACCGUCUACGAGUUCAUCACCAACCGCACCGGCCCGCUCACCUCCACCGGCCUGUCCCAGCUCACCGGCUUCAUCCGGUCGUCCGUGCCCGGCGGCGACGCCCCCGCCGACGUGCCCGACACCCAGAUCUUCUUCGCCGGAUUCCUGGCCAACGCCUCGCGCACCGGCGCCGACGACGAGCAGCCCAUCACGGGCCCCGUGCCUUACUUCGAGAUCACGCCCACGCUCCUGCGCCCGUCCAGCGCCGGCACGCUCAAGCUGCGCUCCACCGACCCCCACGACGUGCCGCUCAUCCACGCCAACUACUUCGCCGUCGACCGCGACCUCGACGUGCUCGUCGACGCCAUCAAGUUCUCCCUGCGGCUGGCGCAGACCAGCCCCCUGCAGCAGCUGCAGGUGGUGCACGACACCACCCCCACCGCCGGCUGCGAGAGCAUCGAGUUCGGCACGGACGAGUACUGGGCGUGCUCCGUCAAGUACCUCACCAACCCCGAGAACCACCAGGCCGGCACCGUGUCCAUGGGCACCGUCGUGGACUCCCGCCUGAAGGUGAAGGGCAUCGAUGGCCUCCGCGUUAUCGACGCCUCCGUCAUGCCCCGUGUGCCCGGCGGCAACGUCAACGGCCCCAUCAUCAUGGUCGCCGAGAAGGGCGUCGACAUGGUCGUCCAAGACAACGCCGCCGCCUCCAGCUAGGGCGCUUCGAGUAAAUGAUUUUUCCUUUGAAGAGAAAUGCAAUUGCUUCACUGGUUUUCGAUUCCCAAUUUCUUGUUUUGUCGAAUAUUUACUUCUUCUCAUCGACGCUGAAAAUGCCAAAUAUCUUGUGAAUAUAGAAAAUUGCCUGUUGUUUUAACUCUUCUACAAAAUUGUUCCCUCCUUGUUAUUUAAUAAAAAUUGUUUUAUAUCAAUAGUUA